Molecule: messenger RNA, 527 nt
Organism: Rubroshorea leprosula
Lineage: Eukaryota; Viridiplantae; Streptophyta; Magnoliopsida; Malvales; Dipterocarpaceae
Source: the annotation of a GenBank genome assembly
GCCUAUACAGUUGUGUACGUUAAGGACAUGGCAAAGUCCUUGGAUUUUUACGCGAAAGCUUUCGGGUACAAUGUUCAUCUCCUGGAUGACUCGCACCGAUGGGGAGAGCUGGAGAGCGGACGUCCACAAUAGCUUUCAGUCUUUCACUCCGCAGCACCAGCACGAGACUGAUGAUCUAUCUGGAAAUGUCCGUGUACUGCACACGGGUAGGGAGCGAGCCCCAGUAGAGGUCUGUUUUGCUUACACCGACGUUUGAUGCUGCCUUCAAGAGAGCGGUGGACAACGGCGCCGUGGCAGUGAGUGAGCCAGAGGACAAGGAGUGGGGGCAGAGAGUUGGAUAUGUGCGUGACCUUGAUGGCAUUGUUGUUCUUUUGGUUUUGCCAACAAUUUAUCAAAUGUUUUUUUUCUCUAAAAUAUGUAUUCAACCAUAUUAUGGAAGUCAAGCUCCCUAUUUUUAUGAUAGUUAAUUUUGAAUUUUUUAGGAGUUUCAAGUUUCAAAGAGUGUUGAAUACAAUUAAAAAUUUUAG